Molecule: messenger RNA, 1094 nt
Organism: Siniperca chuatsi (mandarin fish)
Lineage: Eukaryota; Metazoa; Chordata; Actinopteri; Centrarchiformes; Sinipercidae
Product: small ubiquitin-related modifier 2-like
Exons: 4
Coding region: 137-424 (95 amino acids)
Biological process (GO): protein sumoylation
Cellular component (GO): nucleus
Molecular function (GO): protein tag activity; ubiquitin-like protein ligase binding
Source: RefSeq, a predicted model, not a curated record
UUCAAAAUCCGGUCCUGUGGACGCGCACGGGCACAUGAGCGCGCACGUUUAGUUCGAAUAAUUUAAACGGGAACGAGUACGUGCGCGCACUCGUAUUCUUUGUGUGGCAGCGUAGAGAAGCGCCAAAAGAGUGACCAUGGCUGAUGAAAAACCAAAGGAAGCAGUCAAGACAGAAAACAACGAACACAUAAACCUGAAAGUAGCAGGUCAGGAUGGAUCUGUAGUGCAGUUCAAGAUCAAAAGACACACGCCGCUCAUCAAACUCAUGAAGGCCUACUGCGAGAGACAGGGACUUGCAAUGAGGCAAAUCAGGUUCAGAUUUGAUGGACAGCCAAUAAAUGAGACAGACACACCUGCACAGUUGGAAAUGGAAGAUGAAGAUACAAUUGACGUGUUUCAACAACAGACAGGAGGCUGGGUUUAAUCAACCACAUGCAUCACCAUUUUCCCCCAUAACACAACCAACCUUCCCCCGGGCCUGUGAUACUCAGCGGCUGCUUCUUUGCAACUUGUCCUAUCGUCUCAACAGAAUUCCAUGCAGAAGAAGUUGUCAUUUCUCUGCUACACAUAACUGCUGUAUAAUAUUUUUAUUCUUGCCCUUGUUACUUUUCUGUUUUUGUACAUAAACCACAUCCAGAUCACCCUGAAUUCAGGUUUUGUUUGUUCAUGCUGUUUUGUGGUAAAUGUUAAGGACUUCCCUUCCCAAUUUGAAGGGCUUCUUCUAAGGUUGCAGACAGAUAGGACUGGUGAUAGUGAGAAUUAACCAACUUUACUGAUCAAAUGUCGUUGGGCUAGGCUUGGUCGGUGUCCAGCAAAUCUAUUCUUAAAAUGUUCUAUUUUGGGACUGGCUAUCACUUAGUGAACGGUAUACCCAGUUUGGGAAUGGGGCUGGAUUGUCAUUUGGUUUCUGUUAUCAUCAGAAAAAUUUCUUUUAUAUAAUAGUGGAUGUGUAGAAAAAUCUUUCGAUUAAUCGUUUGACUAGGCCAUGCUUAAAAUUUUGGGAUGUCUGAAAAGAUGUUUCAGUUAAAUAAACAUCUGUGUUGUCUAUUAGGAUGCCUGUUAAAAUAAAGCUAUUGUCUUUUUCCAAACUUCCA